AGUAUAGUUUUGAUUCGUUCGAAUUUAUUAUUUCCUUGUACUACACUACUACGGAGUAUUUUUUAUAUUCCCACAUAAUUAGUGGCUAUCUACUAAGUAAUUAAGAUAUCAUCAACCAAGUUUUUUUAUAUGGUUUGGAAAACAAAUAUUUGGCAAAACUUUUUAUUAUAUAAAGUAGUCAUCAAUUAAUUCAUUUGAUCACCACACAACUCUAGUUUCUCUGAGAAUUAACAUGGAGAAGCCGGAAAGUAUAAUUCCGAUAGGUUCACCGGCUGCUGAACCGGCAUAUACUCCGUUAAUGGGAACAUCAUAUCAUGAUCAAGGCCAAUGGUCUAGUGGUCUUCUUGACUGCACCUCAGAUAUCCAACUGUGUUGUCAAACAACUUGGUGUCCAUGCAUUACCUUCGGGCAAAAUGCAGAGAUAAUUGAUAGGGGAUUAUCAUCAUGUGGGGUGAGCGGAGCUCUAUAUGGCAUAAUUGGAUUUCUAUCGGGCUUACAUUUUGUUUACGCAUGCGCCUAUAGAACCAAGCUCAAGCGACAAUAUGGAAUAUCGGCAAGUCCUAUUGAAGAUUUGUGUACCCAUAUUUGGUGCCACCCUUGUGCCUUAUUUCAAGAGCAUCGCGAGCUUCAACACCGUGGUUAUGAUGUUCCUCUCGGAUGGUAUGGUAAUUUGGAGAAGCGAAAUGGGGGAACGGGUAUGGAUAAUCCCCCUGUGGUGCCGGGCGGUAUGACCCGUUAGAUCAAAGAUGCAUCUGCUUUUAUAGUUCAUUUUCUAUAAUUGGCUUUUUUUUUUGUAUGUUGUGUUUUUAUGUAAUUCUAUUUAUGAACUAAAUCAUACCUUCUUUAAGUCCCAAUGUUUAUGAGGCGUAGGGGAGUUAAGUUGUUAGUUUAAGAUUAUUUUCUUACUAACAACUUACUAAGAUAAAAAGGAUUAAUUAGCUAAUUAAUAAUAAUAAAAAAGUGUAUUGUACUUUAAAAUAUUUAUCGUAUGGAGUGUUUGUGAUGUGAAUUACAAUUGUGUUUGGUUUUAAUUUUUUGCGCCCUAUCUUACUAUUAAUAAUACUAUCAUGAGCCAAAUUAGGGCUUCUGUAUGAUUGUAAGAAGAUACAUUUUGGAAUGCGAUCAAAUUAAAAUAGAUAAGUUAGGUUGAUAGGCUCUUAAAAAACUUAUACUUGUAGUAUCUAUACGUAGUAUUUGAAUAACAAAAAGGAAAAAAUGGUUAUUUUUUAUCUAUACCCCUCUCUCUCUCUCUCUCUCUUCUUUUUUUUUCUUUGACGGACUGUUCUCUUUAAAAACCAAAGGUAUCAUUUCAAUAAUUGCUCUUUGAACAACUAUAAAUAAUUCAAAAACUACGGAUUAUAUGCUAUAGAACAAAAUAUAUAUCUAAAUAAUCUCCUAGCUAAAACCCUAAAGAAUAAAAAGAAAAAUUGUUAAUUCCUUCGCACAUUGCAAAUGAUAACUUGGAGCACUACUCGCAUAUACGAAGUAUAAUAAUCCAUAUAUUCUAAAUCAAGCUUUACAGUUAUAUGAUUGAGCACCGAAACCCCAACUUUAAUCAUGAU
This is a messenger RNA of Chenopodium quinoa (quinoa), 1562 nucleotides long. RefSeq names its product protein PLANT CADMIUM RESISTANCE 2-like. The transcript is spliced from 4 exons. The coding region runs from base 233 to 739 and encodes 168 amino acids. The record is from RefSeq and is a predicted model, not a curated record. Lineage: Eukaryota; Viridiplantae; Streptophyta; Magnoliopsida; Caryophyllales; Amaranthaceae.